Messenger RNA from Saitoella complicata NRRL Y-17804, 535 nucleotides. RefSeq lists its product as uncharacterized. The record is from RefSeq and is a predicted model, not a curated record. The transcript has a single exon. NCBI's taxonomy places the organism in Eukaryota, Fungi, Ascomycota, Saitoellomycetes, Saitoellales, Saitoellaceae. Bases 145 to 465 code for a protein of 106 amino acids.
CACAGCAAAGUACGUAACGUUGUGUUCGAUUACAGUAUACCUGGGUAGUUAUAGUUACCUAAAAAGCUCAAGACACAUCGAAUUCUUUCAUGUCAUCUUCAACAUAAGACUCGCCUGAAAGACGAAUCCAACAUCAAAGGAGAAAUGGGAGAGAGAGCCCGUCAGAGCGCUCUUCCGUGCAACCCAGCAUGCCGUCCGAAGACAAAGCACAGCCGGGCCAGAGUUCAUCGUGUCUCGACGCCUAACCCACUGACCAAUCCAAGAGGAAAAGCCGACAAGCUCAAACAGCAUCGAAACAAGGGAGGAUCCUCGCUCUUAAUCGCACGAAAGAGCCAAAGCUCAUCAACCGAGUGUAACUCGAUGGCAGGUUUAGAAAACCAAUGCCAGAACAGAUACUAUAGAAAUGAUCCUAUGAAGUAUGUUCGUGAGGAACAACAGAACGGAGCGGAGGGCGAGUUUAUAUAGCGAACAGGCGUGGCUGGUGCUGGCGGUGCAAAUUUCGAACUGGACUGAAAACUCGUGAUAUCAAAGGUUA